Mollisia scopiformis is the source of this 1200-nucleotide messenger RNA. RefSeq names its product ARF/SAR superfamily. Lineage: Eukaryota; Fungi; Ascomycota; Leotiomycetes; Helotiales; Mollisiaceae. Gene Ontology annotation, cellular component: Golgi apparatus; cytoplasm. Gene Ontology annotation, molecular function: GTP binding; GTPase activity. The transcript is spliced from 5 exons. The record is from RefSeq and is a predicted model, not a curated record. Bases 279 to 824 code for a protein of 181 amino acids. Gene Ontology annotation, biological process: intracellular protein transport; vesicle-mediated transport.
GCGUUUUGGGUGAGGCUGCGAGCGUCGGUAAAUACCUACCUACAAUAUUACGUCCGCCGCCGUCAAAGAAGAGUACAUACAUUCUACAGCUGUUCGCGAAGACGAUAUUCCGCGAGGACUUUUUUUUCACACAGCAGAAGAAGGCGAAGAGAAGUAGAGAAAGGGUUCUUGCAGCAAGGAAGGGAGUUAGGGAGACCAGGUCAGCGGUCAACGGUUACAGGCUUUCUUCUUGGGGGAAAGGAGAGGACAGCUAAGCAGAGAGAGAGAGAGGUGCUAAGAUGGGUGCGAGCGUCUCGUGGUUAUCGGGGAUGCUGUGGGCGAAGAAGGAGAUUCGGAUUUUGAUUUUGGGUCUGGAUAAUGCGGGAAAGACGACGCUUCUUUAUAGACUCAAGAUUGGAGAAGUGGUUACGACGAUACCGACGAUAGGAUUUAACGUCGAGUCCGUUACAUACAAAAAUCUUAAUUUCAACGUCUGGGAUCUCGGUGGACAAACUUCGAUUCGACCUUAUUGGCGAUGUUACUAUGCCAAUACAGCAGCUGUGAUCUUCGUUAUCGACUCGACGGAUAUCGAUCGUCUGGGCACAGCUUCGGAAGAGUUAGCAGCGAUGCUGAACGAGGAUGAGCUGAAGGAUGCGGCGCUGUUGGUGUUUGCAAAUAAGCAGGAUCAGCCGGGUGCUAAAGGUGCGGGCGAGAUAAGUGAGGCGUUGAAGUUGGCAGAGUUGAGGGACCGGAAUUGGAGUAUCGUGGCUUGUAGUGCGGUGGAUGGUAGGGGUGUGGAUGAGGGGAUGGAUUGGCUGGUGCAAACUGUACAGCAAGAUUCGUAAAGAAAGAAUUUACUGGUACAAAAAGCCAGCUUGUAUCAUCACCGCAUUACUGCUAUUGGGUAAAACACGACUGGAAAACACACUACCUGAAUGCAUCACGAAGGGAUGAAUGGGAAGAAAGAAGGGAGAGUGAAAAAUGCCUCAGCUCAUAAGCCAAAGGGGUACCAAGCAGAGGUGAAGAAUGAUACGAUAGAUGAUGAGAUCCAUAUGAGGCGCUUUAGCAUUUAACUUAUGGAGUAUGGCGGUGUUCUUAUUUCGCUUUUGUAAGUGUGCAGUGUAGCUGGACUCUCCUUGAUCAGUACGGUAGGUAUACGUGAUAUAUAUACAGAUAUUCCUCUGUCUUUAGAGAGUCAAGGCCCCGAAAGCCGGGGAAAUC